Messenger RNA from Plasmodium cynomolgi strain B, 1035 nucleotides. Its product is annotated as vivapain. The record is from RefSeq and is a predicted model, not a curated record. NCBI's taxonomy places the organism in Eukaryota, Apicomplexa, Aconoidasida, Haemosporida, Plasmodiidae. Gene Ontology annotation, molecular function: cysteine-type endopeptidase activity. Gene Ontology annotation, cellular component: lysosome. Bases 1 to 1035 code for a protein of 344 amino acids. The transcript is spliced from 3 exons.
AUGGAAUAUCACAUGGAGUACUCGAACGACAAGUCGCAUAAACCGGAGAAGGAACUUUUUGUGGAAAAAUCGUUCUGUGGCAGAAAUGACAAGGGGAAGAAGAGCCUCCUCGUGGCUCUGUCCGUGUCGGCCAUAUGCCUUCUAGCUGGAUCUGCAUUUUACUUUACCCGCACGGGGAAGGGGAAUGAUGGCCUCCUGUACGGUAACGCACAUGACGAGAGCAGCAGCGAUGAUUUUAUCAUCACCACUUUGUUGAAAAGCCCAGGUGGAAAGAAAUUCAUUGUAUCCAAGUUGCAAGAGUUGUUAGCUUCGUACGAUCAGCGCAUCAACUCGGGUAGAGCAAAGGAGGAAGAAGCUUCCCCUUCGAAGGAGGGACCAACUGAUGAAGCGCGUAGUACAUCCCUUACUACGGUCAGUAGACAAAAGCAGGGAAACUUGAAAAUUUUUGAUGAUCAACUUGGAGAAGAAUCUCAAUAUGCCAUCCGAAAAAAUCAACAUAUAUUAAUAAGUGAACAAGAAUUGGUCGACUGUUCUGGUAAAAACUUUGGCUGCUAUGGUGGUUUAGCUUCCCUCGCUUUUGACGAUAUGAUCGACUUAGGGUUCCUGUGCUCGGAAAGUGAAUACCCCUAUGUUGGAUUCAAACCACACAGUUGUGAUAUGAAGAAAUGUAAAGAAAAAUAUACCAUCAAAAGUUACGUUAAAAUUCCGGAGGAUAAAUAUAAAGAAGCUAUUCAGUUCAUUGGACCUCUGACUUUGGGAAUUACUGUCAAUGAUGAUUUUUACGAUUACAAGGAGGGUAUCUUCAACUCUGAGUGUACAGAAGAACCUAACCACGAAGUUAUGAUUGUUGGGUAUGGUGUGCAAGAAAUUUUCAACAGCGAAAUAAAUGCUAGUGAGAAACACUACUACUACAUUAUCAAGAACUCUUGGGGGGAGGAAUGGGGUGAAAAGGGAUUCAUGAAAAUUGAGACGGACGAAUUGGGUUUGAAGAAGACCAACAACAUGACUGAGGCUUAUAUCCCUCUGCUUGACUAG